UUGUAAAAAAUGUUUUACUUUCGGUUUGCUCCGAAAUCCCAAUUUCAUCGAGUACGAGUGCAGAUGUCAGAUCCAAAAUAUGUGUUCACAGAGCAGGAUAGGUUCAAAUGAUCCUGAAACCAGGGCCCUACGACAAAGGGUUAAUUUACAUUUCCAAUAUUUAUAUGACACUGCAGUCCAGGAAGGACUCCAGCCAUCCGAUUUAAUGAAAAUCGAUGCUGUUGUGGAACUGAGGGAAGAUCUCAAUAGUUUCGAAAUCCCAAAUUAUGUCUGGAAAUGUCUUGCAGCUUUCGUUAUUUCGUUUAUAUCCCUUGUCAUUGUCUACCUGUCUGAAUGGCCUGUUGAUAACGACACAGUUUUCAAAUUGUGGAUGGACGUCGGGGGAGCGGAUCCAAUAAGUCAUCAGUGUGCUGUGGAAGUAUUUGAAUUCAUGCCGGAGAUGUUUCGACCCCCGGCGCGAUCCUGUAAUUUUUGUCGAAAUGUGAAAUCCGUUAAGAAAGUGGAAAAUAUUUCUCCAGAACAGUUUGAGGAGUUGUAUGCUUAUACAGGUAGACCAGUGGUUGUUAGAGAUGGGACAAAGGACUGGACGGCCUCCACACAGUUCUCAUACAAAUUUUUGAAAUCCAUUUACAGUAAAAAUAGUACUGCACUGAAAAAUGUGGAAGAAAAUUGCCAAUUUUUCCCAUAUAAAUCCAAUUUUAAAGAUUUAGAGGAGGUGUUUGAUAUGAGUGAUGAUAAGGCUUUGAUGAAGGAUAGGUCAUCGCCUUGGUACAUAGGAUGGAGCAAUUGUGACCUCUCAGCAGCUAACACACUCAGGCAACACUACAGCCGUCCAUACUUCCUGCCAAAGCGGGCAGAGUCCAGUAAGACUGAUUGGAUCUUUAUGGGGAGUCCAGGAUAUGGAGCCUCCAUGCAUAUAGAUUAUGUUAACCAUCCUUCCUGGCAAGCACAGAUCACUGGAACCAAACGCUGGACUCUGGAGCCCCCGUCAGAGUGUUAUUUCCAGUGUCCGAGAUCUUUGGAAGUUAUCGUUCAACCAGGGGAAAUAAUUGUUCUGGACACAAAUCUGUGGUACCACGCGACACUGAAUGUUGGAGACAAUAUCAGCAUCACUAUUGGAUCAGAGUACGAUUGACAUUCAAAAUAUACAAAGAAACUUGUAAUUUGUUUUAAUUCUAUGUAAGGUAUGAUAUGUAUAUCUACUUAUGAUAAACAUUUGUAAUGUUUAAUGCAGUUUUUAUAUGCCCGUCUUUAGCCGGGAUGAAUGUAUUAUGGUACAGUGAUGUCUGUAAGUCCAUCCGUACAUCCAUCUGUUUGGGGUUGUCCAUUUCUAUUUUCAUGUUUUCUGUCGCAUAUCAAGCUGAAAGCUUCUGCGGGUCACUCUAUAUCAUGUUACAAUUUUAAUCCAUUUCGAACUCUCUUGCAGAAGUUUAACCCUUUAGAAUAGGUCCUCAGUACCCCUUUCUUUUCGUAAGAGGCGACUAAAUGGGGUGGUCCUUUGGAUGAGACCACAAAAACCGAGGCCCUGUGUCACAGCAGGUGUGGCACGAUAAAGAACCCCCAUGCUCAAAGGCUGUAAGCGUUGAGAAUAGAUCUAAAUUUUUCAGCCCUUCACCGGCAAUGGUGACGUCUCCAUAAGAGUGAAAAAUUCUCGAGCAAUAUACUACCAACCUUGGUAAUAUGGAGGGUACAUAAAUUGUCUGGCCAACUCCACCCACAAUUUUCGAAUAAGAACAUUCUUAUUUUACAGGGUGUUUGUGAAGUAUUUAAGAUGAUAUCCUUCUAUAUGGGUUAUCGGUUAAGACUUGAAACUUUGUACAAUUCUUCUUUACCAAUUGUAGAUGUGCAUAUUGUAGGGACAGGAGGAUCCAAUUUUUUUACUAAAAGUUAUAGUGGAUCCAAGAGGGGUGGAGGAUGUAAAACUUAUUUGUGAACACUAUAUGGCUUAUUGGAUAGAUUUGAAACUUUGUACAAUGCUUCAUUGCGAUUUACAUAGAUGUGCAUAUUGUAGGGACAGGAGGAUCCAAUUGUUUUCCUUAAAGUUAUAGUGGAUCUGAGGGAUGUAGACUGUAAAAUAGUUUGUGAACACUUCUCCUAUGUGGCUUAUUGGAGUUCAUAAUGUCUAUGUUCCUGCUCAUGCUUUCUCCUCCAUACCAUGCAGUACAUUAAGGGGAGGAGGUUUCAUUUGGAGCACCUAUUUGGGGAACUGGGGAGACAUUUGUUUUUCAUAGAAACAAUCUCUAGUUUUCUUUGAUGUUUGUAAAAAUUGCAGCGUAUUAAAUGUAAUCAAAUGUGGGAAAGUAUUUUACAAACAGAGCUCUUGGUUUGUCUACAUAAUUUCUAAACUUGGUCCUUAAUUCAUACAAUGCAAAAGAAUGCCACAGCUACAACCCAUGGCGUAAGAAAGCUUGUGAUGGGCGUAUUAUGUAUACCGUUUCUGGUGCUUUUUUAAAACAAUAUUUCUGUUUUAUAUUCAGUCUCCCAAACGAAGUUUAGAGACUUAUUGUUUUUGCUCGGUUCUUAGUUCUGCUGCUUCUUUCUUGUGCCUAAAACUGUCUGAUGCCGUUCUCCAUAACCUGUUGAUGAAAGUAUUAGAUAUUUAAGGCUAUGAUAGGUCGAUGUAUCUAGAUAUGCAGAAAUGAUUGUUUUCAGAUUGAAGGGGUUAGGGUGCAUUUUAAGGGGAUCAAAUGGGGGUGGGGUUUAUCAUAGAACUCUAGGGGGGGGGGGGAUUAAUUCCAAAAUUCAACAGCUAUAAGUUGACAAAUAUGAUAGAGUUCUGGGGUCUUUUGGAAAUGAGAUGACAAUGACAGGACUUACAAAUUAGUAUCAAGGUCAAGCGACUCCAGUGACCUCUGACCUGACCAUAAACUUGGUGUUACUUAAGAACUAUAGGUCUGAUAGAGAGAUGGGAUCUUCAGAAAUGAUAAAAGGAUGAUGGGAUUUACAAAUUGGUAUCAAGGACAAGGACUAUAUUUUGUUAUCAAGAGUUUUUAAAUGAAAGUUGAAAAUUGGCAUGGACUUUGUGCAAGGGUGGAAAAUAGUAGUACUCAGGAAAAGCCCAUUUUUAUACAGCCAGUACUUCAUUUGGGAGACUUUAUAAUUGGCAGUUUAUAAUCAUAUGUUGUUAAUAUGAAAAAUUAUGUUACCAGUUGAUUAAUUUACCACAAAGUUAUAAACGAAUAUAUGUGAUCUCAGGAUCUUUUGGUACAAUUAAAUUUCACGUUUUAAA
This is a messenger RNA of Ostrea edulis (European flat oyster), 3229 nucleotides long. RefSeq lists its product as uncharacterized. NCBI's taxonomy places the organism in Eukaryota, Metazoa, Mollusca, Bivalvia, Ostreida, Ostreidae. The transcript has 4 exons. The record is from RefSeq and is a predicted model, not a curated record. The coding region runs from base 80 to 1135 and encodes 351 amino acids.